CACACGACACAACCCACAGACGCACACUUGCCUCUGCCCCAUACUAGCUGCACCUUUGGCCGACUGGCUCACUCUCUGGCUUGCACUCACUCUCUCUCUUUCAUCCGUUAUCGCCGAAAGCUCUCUCACACCUGCGCCCAUCUCAUCAUCAAUCGACUCAUCACCAUCACGGUCGGACUGACACACACACACACACUACACACACACACACCCGCCCUUCCGCAGCUCGCUCCUCAUCCUCCUUCACCACCUGAACCGCCCUGGAGCUCUUCAUAUUAAGCUCCACUCUUUCCCACUCUCUCUCUCCUCCUCCAUCCCUUCCUCCACAAGACAAUACAUCCUUCCUUUGUCCAUUGCUUCGUCUGUCGUCGCCGUAUAGCUCUCACCACCACCACCACCACCACCACCACCACCCGUAGACCAUCCUCCCGCAUCUUCAAACCGCCGUCAUGAGGUCGUUUGUCGGCUUCACCCUGCCACUGUUGGCUGCUGCCUCGCCAGUCGUCGUGAGCACCAUCCACAACGAUGCUGCUCCCAUCAUCUCCUCAUCCAACGCCGAAUACAUCCCCAACAGCUACAUGAUCAAGUUCAAAGAUCAUGUCGACCACAAAUCCGCGAAGAACCACCACGCCUGGGUGCAGGACAUCCACGCCUCCACCCAGCAGGUCAAGAUGGACCUGAAGAAGCGCUCGCAGUCGCCCAUGGUCGACGAGAUCUUCCACGGUCUCAAGCACACCUACAACAUCGCCGGUGGCCUCCUCGGCUACUCUGGCCACUUCGAUGAGGACGUCAUCGAGAAGAUCCGUCAGCACCCUGAUGUUGAGCUCGUUGAGCGGGAUCAGGUCGUCUACACCACCUCCAACACCGAGAACGGUGCGCCAUGGGGUCUCGCCCGUAUCUCCCACCGCGACAGCUUGUCGUUCGGCAGCUUCAACAAGUACCUUUACGAUGGUGAAGGUGGCGAGGGUGUCGAUGUCUACGUGAUCGACACCGGCACCAACGUCGACCACGUCGACUUCGAGGGCCGUGCCGCAUGGGGCAAGACCAUCCCCGCCGGUGACGAGGACAAGGACGGAAACGGACACGGCACUCACUGCUCCGGCACUGUUGCUGGUAAGAAGUAUGGUGUGGCCAAGAAGGCCCACGUCAAGGCCGUCAAGGUCCUCCGCUCCAACGGUUCCGGCUCGAUGUCCGAUGUCGUUUCCGGUGUCGAAUGGGCCGCCGAGGCACACACCGAGCAGGUCAAGGCUGCAAAGGACGGCAAGCGCAAGGGCUUCAAGGGCUCCACCGCCAACAUGAGCUUGGGUGGUGGCAAGUCUCCCUUCCUCGACAAGGCCGUCAACGCCGCCGUCGACGCUGGUAUCCACUUCGCUGUGGCCGCCGGUAACGACAACGCCGACUCUUGCAACUACUCUCCCGCCGCCGCCGAAAAGGCCGUCACGGUCGGUGCCAGCACCCUCCGCGACGAGCGCGCCUACUUCUCCAACUACGGCAAGUGCAAUGACAUCUUCGCCCCCGGUCUCAACAUCGAGUCCACCUGGAUCGGUAGCAAGUACGCCAUCAACACCAUCUCCGGUACCUCCAUGGCCUCUCCCCACAUCGCCGGUCUCCUCGCCUACUUCCUCUCCCUCCAGCCCUCCAAGGACUCCGGCUACGCCGUCGCCGCCAUCACUCCCAAGCAGCUGAAGGAGGACCUCAUCUCCAUCGCCACCAAGGGCGCCCUCAGCGACGUUCCCUCCGGCACCACCAACCUCCUCGCCUGGAACGGCGGAGGUGCCCACAACUACACCGACAUCAUCAGCGCCGGCGGCUACGAGGCCAAGCACACCGCCUCCCUCGUCGAGGACAUCGUCGGCGAGGUCCAGCACGAUGUCAAGCUGGUCAAGGAGACCUCGAAGAAGGGAAUCAAGAGCAUGCUCAAGAACCUCGAUGCCUCCCUCGAGGAGAUCAAGAGCUCCAUCCACGACCUGUUGGAGUAGAGGAUGGAUAGUUCGGAUUAUGUUUUUGAGUACACACGCGCACAACACGAAUCACAUGAGGAAAUAUAAAUUCAUUGGCAUCGGAGUCAGAUUGUAGUUCCCUUCCUCUCCUCUCCCAUGGACUGGACUCGCAUAUGCAUCGUACCGCGAGAAAUUGUGAUCUCAUUUCUUUGUAUAGGGACCGGGAAUCAAAUGUCAUUUCAUCUUAAC
Dissoconium aciculare CBS 342.82 is the source of this 2189-nucleotide messenger RNA. RefSeq names its product serine protease. Gene Ontology annotation, biological process: proteolysis. Bases 450 to 1979 code for a protein of 509 amino acids. Gene Ontology annotation, molecular function: serine-type endopeptidase activity. The record is from RefSeq and is a predicted model, not a curated record. The transcript is spliced from 2 exons. NCBI's taxonomy places the organism in Eukaryota, Fungi, Ascomycota, Dothideomycetes, Mycosphaerellales, Dissoconiaceae.